UGUUCAGAGUUCUGGCUUGAACGUUUUAACUAGUCACAUUCCAGCGUGGGAAGACCACAGGUACGAGGCUGGUGAGGAAGAGAAGUGAAGAGAAAAAGGGAUGAAAAAGAGAGAAAGACGUGAAGAAAGGAGGAGAAAGAAAAAACUGUGAGAGGGAAGGAAAACAAAAACACAGCAAUAAGGAAACUAUGGGGGUUCAACACUACGGGCUACUGCUGCUGUUGCUGCUGUGGCUCGACUGCCACGAGUGGAUUACAGGUGCUGUGAGUAGCAUCAGUCCAUAUAUAAAGUAUUAUGAGGGCCUCUCAUACGACAGGGACGACCUUCACAGGAAGCACCUGAGAGCCAAGAGAGCUGCACAAUCUCAGGAUUAUACUCUGCAUUUGGAUUUCACUGCUUUUCACAGAACUUUCCGUCUGCUUUUGAGACAAAAUGCAGUAGAAUUCUCCGAAAAAUUCCGGGUGGUCAGUGAAAAUGGUUCCACAUCGGCUGACCUCUCCCACAUAUACUCAGGAACUCUAUGGGGGGAACAUGGUUCAUCCUGCCAUGGAUCCGUCUUACGGGGUCAGUUUGAGGGAACCAUCCACACUGACAAUGGGACUUUCCAUGUAGAACCAGCCUAUAGAUACACCAGCAACCCGACAGAUCAUCACUCCAUAAUCUACCACGAGGAUGACAUGAUCCUGCCCAACAUGACGUCUGGGUCUGGUGGAUUCUGUGGUGCAGAACAUCUAAACAUCCUCACCCAAAACCUCAGACUCAAUCAGGAGGCACCAGUGAGCCGCUCGAGGAGAACAUUAGACGAGUCAAAGACCAGCUGCCUGCUGCACCUCCAUGCUGACCACCUCUACUACAAGAAGUUCAAGUCUGUUGAAGGUGUUGUAGCUCAGGUUGCCUCCUACGUUCGGGCUGUGAACGACAUCUUCGACAAGGUGGACUUUGACGGAGUCAAGCUGAUCAACUUCAAAGUCAAAUCCCUCAGAGUGAUGACGGAGGAUGACAAGAACGAUCCUCUGAAUCCUCUGUACAUCGGCCCUGAGAAGCUGCUGAGUCUGUUCUCAGAGAACAACUGGGGGAACUUCUGCUUGUCCUACCUGCUGACCAACAGAGACUACAGCGGAGUGCUGGGACUCGCCUGGGAAGGCAAAGCUGGUAACUGGGGAGGAGUGUGUUCACAGUAUACGGCCUUCCGUAACAGCCAGACCUCCACCCUGAACACAGGUUUGGUCACAAUCCAGAACUAUGGACAGUAUCUGCCUCCUCGACAUGUCCAGCUGACGCUUGCACACGAACUGGGCCACAGUCUGGGAGCUCCGCACGAUGAAGGCUCCAACUGUGGGAACCUGGGCUCCUCUGGCGGCAAAGGAAGGUACCUGAUGUUUCCUCACGCCACGGACGAGGUGCGAGAAAACAAUGAUAAAUUCUCCCCGUGCAGCAUCAAACACAUCAGCGAGAUCCUGAAGCUGAAGAAAGACGACUGUUUCGUGGUCAGCGAUCAGCCCAUCUGUGGAAACCAGAUUGUGGAGGACGGUGAGGAGUGCGACAUCGGUCACAACGACAAAGACGCCUGCUGCUACAGCGCUAAAGAGCCUGUAGGAGUCCAGUGUCACCUGAAGCCUGGAAAAGUCUGCAGUCCAAGUCAGGGACUGUGUUGUGGUCAGGACUGUGAGUUUAAGCCAGCCGGUCAGAUGUGCGAUGAGGAGACGGACUGUCAGAAAAAAAGUGUGUGUUCAGGCCUCUCCUCGUUUUGCCCCGAGCCAAAUGCCAAAGAAAACCUCACCGUCUGCAGUCAGGGCACGCGAGUCUGCCUGAACGGGGUCUGCUCUGAGUCGGUGUGUCUGAAGCAUCACCUGCAGCAGUGCGACUGUCCAGGAGAAUCUCUGAAGGAGAAAUGCCACAUGUGCUGCCAGCAGCCUGAUAAGCCUGAGACGUGUGCCAGCACCACGUCCUCCGUUCUGUCUCGUCACUUCACAAGGAAAGCGUUGCCUCUGGUGGGCGGAGCUCCGUGCUACGGUAACCGUGGAUACUGCGAUAAAUUCCACGUGUGUCGAAUCCUGGAUGCAGACGGACCCAUCGCCAGACUGAAGAACUCCUUCCUCAACUUGGCCGACUUCGACGACGUGGCAGAGUGGAUGAAGGCUCAUUGGUGGGCGAUCCUGCUGGCCAUCCUGACAUUUUCCGGAGUGAUGGGUUGCACCGUUUGCCUCUGCGGUCGAACUCUGGACACGCGUGACCUGGAGUGACCUUUCAACCUCCGAGAAUCCAUCACAAUGACACACAAAUUCUUCUUAUGUGGGAUGUUUUAACCCUCCUGUUGUCCUCAUUUACGGGAACCAAAAAAUAUUGUUUCCUUGUCUGAAAUAAAUCCAAAAAUUCAGCAAAAAAAAUUGCAAAACCUUCAGGAAGAAAAUUCCAAUAAUUCCUUAAAAGUUUCCCUUAAAAGUUUUAUUUAAAAAAAAACACACACACAAAUUUGGCAAGAAAAUUCUUGUAAACAUUUUCAAAAAAUUUGUAAAAAUCUUCCAAAAAAAUCCUAAAAAUAUCUAAAGUGAUUCCAUAUAUAUCAGUAAAACUUCUAAUAUUUUCUUAAGAACAUUCACAAAAAAUCAACCAAAAUCCAGUGAAAUUCGCUGGAUUUUGGUUGAUUUUUUUUGUCAAUGUUCUUAAAGAAACAUUGUUAACAUUUCUUUUUUUUCCACCAAAAAAUGUUCAAUGAUUUCCCCAAAAUGUUGAAAAUGUGGACAUCAGAAGUUUCACUGUGAAAUUUUUUUUCUUCCACAUUUUCAAGCUUUAAAACGGGUCAACUUUGACCUGCAGGACGACACGAGUGUUAAAAGUGUCAAGGCCACAUGGAGGAGAUAUUUCCAACUUUGUUCCACAUGUCAAACAGUUCGUGAUCCGGCAGGUGACCUUAAAAGACACUGAGCACCUGCCUAGAGAUUGUCACGAUGUUUUGCCGGCUGACACUGCCGUUCGUCAUUGUGCAUCAUUACUUUUCCCUGUUUGCUGGCUUCGCUUCAUCGAGCAGCGAGGGCUCCUGUGAUGUAUGUGUUGUGGAAAAUGCUGCUGCUGCCAACUGUGGUCAGUCAGACCCGUCGUCCGAGUGAAGCUGGACUCCUACAACAAUUUAAGACCUCCACUGCCUGCAAACACUGCAAUGAAGUGAGCGCUAAUUUCAGCCUUUUGAUGACCAAGCAGCUUUCCAUCUCAGUGAGACGAGUUCAAAUUAGGGAUCAGCUGGACAUGACCUUUGCAGACAGGCCUGUCAUUUGAUGUUUACAAAGGGAGAAGUUAAUAAUAUGGCAUUUAGCGUGUUUGUAAUCCAAGUAAAUAACUGUUUAGGCUACGGGUACUGAAUGUAAACACAAUUUGGAGGCACUUUCUUUGAGUAGUUUCAUUUUAUUCUGUAUUUUGCAUUUAUUUUACUACAAACCAGAGUGAAAUAUUGUACAUCUUACCAUAUUUUACAACUUAUGAGCCACCUUAAAGAUCAAGGUUAGUAUAAAAGCACACCAUACGUACUAAAUGCAAUGCACUGUAAAGAUUUCCAACUUUUUGGGAGUUUUGACCUUUUCUAAAUACAAAAUGUGAUGAGUCUUAAGUUGGGAAAAGUUAGUAAUGUGGCAUUAGACAUGUUUGCAAUCUCAAAAAAAUACCUGUUUAGUUACGGGUACUGAAUGUAAAUACAAUUUGGAGACACUUUC
Messenger RNA from Amphiprion ocellaris (clown anemonefish), 3704 nucleotides. RefSeq names its product disintegrin and metalloproteinase domain-containing protein 10. Gene Ontology annotation, molecular function: metalloendopeptidase activity. The record is from RefSeq and is a predicted model, not a curated record. The transcript is spliced from 15 exons. Bases 189 to 2243 code for a protein of 684 amino acids. Gene Ontology annotation, cellular component: plasma membrane. Lineage: Eukaryota; Metazoa; Chordata; Actinopteri; Pomacentridae. Gene Ontology annotation, biological process: membrane protein ectodomain proteolysis; Notch signaling pathway.